Messenger RNA from Diuraphis noxia (Russian wheat aphid), 3876 nucleotides. RefSeq lists its product as uncharacterized. Gene Ontology annotation, cellular component: nucleus. Gene Ontology annotation, molecular function: RNA polymerase II cis-regulatory region sequence-specific DNA binding; DNA-binding transcription factor activity, RNA polymerase II-specific. NCBI's taxonomy places the organism in Eukaryota, Metazoa, Arthropoda, Insecta, Hemiptera, Aphididae. The record is from RefSeq and is a predicted model, not a curated record. Gene Ontology annotation, biological process: regulation of transcription by RNA polymerase II.
ACAAUUCUUUUCGUCGACUAUAUUCAACAUAAUAUAUCUUAUUAAAGAAAAUAGAAAUAAAGAAUAACAAUGUUUUUACUUAGUUUUGUCAUGUCAUUACAUUUUAGCAACAAUUAACAAUGUUACAGAUUGUUGUAGAUGAUACUUGAGUAAUAAUAUCAGUUUAAUUUGUACUGUGUCAACGAUCAGUAAACAUACUAAUUGAGCAAUUAACAAAACAUUAAAGAAGAUUUAUAUUCAAUAUGAAACCACUCAGAACACCUUUUAAUGAUUGUGCAAUAAAAUCUAUGUUUAAAGAUUUAUUACAUGGUUCUAGAGUGUUGUCAAUCCCACUUAUUAGAUGUGAUAAUCAGAUAUUUAACAGAGUUAUUGAACUGGAAGUUAUUAAUGAUCAAGUAUUCAAUAGAAGUAUUAAAGAGGAAUGCACUGAUGAAACAGACUGCAAAGAUGAUAGUCAAUUAUUUCAAAUAGAUACUAGAAUGUUACCAUCCCCACAUAAUAUAUGUGGUGGUGUUMAAGARUUUAGUGGAGAUAUUAAACAGGAAACUAUUGAUGAUAAAGUAUUGAAUGGAAUAGUAAAAAAAGAAGUUACUGAUGAUUCAGACCACAAAGAAGAUAUUCAAUUAUUACAGAUAGGUUCUAAAGUGUUACCAUCCUCACAUAAUAGAUGUGGUAUUCAAGAAUUUAAUGGAGAUAUUAAACAGGAAACUAUUGAUGAUAAAGUAUUGAGUGGAAUAGUAAAAAAAGAAGUUACUGAUGAUUCAGACCACAAAGAAGAUAUUCAAUUAUUACAGAUAGGGUAUGACUUAGAAACAUUGGAUACUGAAAUAGACAUUAUUGAUGCUAAUGAAUUUAUAGGAACAGUGUAUAAAGAAACAUUAGAYACCGAAAUAAAAACUGAAAUAGACAUUAUUGAUGGUAAUGAAUUUAUAGGAACAGUGUAUAGAGAAAAAAAUUCUCCAGAAAUCAUUAAUUGUCUGAAUUUGAGCAAGACAUCAAACUUAAAAGAAAAGCCUUUGACUGAUAUUUGUGACAAAAGAUCUAAAGCAUCCAAUUUAACGAAUCAUUCAACGAUAAAUACCGGAGAAAAGCCGUAUAUAUGUAAUGUCUGUGACAAAGGAUUUUCUACAAAAGCUUAUUUUAAAAUUCAUGAAAGUUCACAUACUGGAGUAAAACCUUAUAAAUGUGAUACCUGUGAUAAAAGGUUUUCCAUAUCAUCACAUUUAAAAAUUCAUAAAAGGAUACAUACUGGAGAAAAGCCUUAUAAAUGUGAUUUCUGUGAUAAAAGGGUUUCUUCUACUUCCGAUUUAACAAAGCAUAUAAGGACACAUUCCGGGGAAAAACCGUAUAAAUGUGAUGUCUGUGAUAAAUGUUUUUCUAUAUCAUCGCAUUUAAAUGACCAUAAAAGGAAACAUACCGGGGAAAAGCCAUAUAAAUGUGAUUUCUGUGACAAAGGGUUUUUUACUAAUUCCAAUUUAACAAAGCAUACAAGGACACAUACCGGAGAAAAACCGUAUAAAUGUGUUACCUGUGAUAAAGGGUUUUAUACUUCUUCCGAUUUAACAAAGCAUACAAGGAUACAUACUGGAGAAAAACCGUAUAAAUGUGAUUUCUGUGAUAAAAAUUUUUCAAUAUUAUCACAUCUAAACAUCCAUAAAAGAAUACAUACAGGAGAAAAUCGGUAUAAAUGUGAUUUCUGUGAUAGACAUUUUUGUUCAUCAUCAAAUUUAAAAAAGCAUACAUUGAUACAUACAAAAUGAAGCCAUUAAAAUUUGAUUCAUGAUCAAUCUUUUUCUUAUGCUUCUGCUUCUGCUUUAAAUACCCUUCAGUGUCCAUGAACAAGUGCAUAAAAAUAUAUUGUGAGAUAUUUAUUAAUAUAGGUUUAGUUCCUUAGUGGCAGUCGUCCGAUACUCAGUUAUCGCUUUGUGAACCGUCGAGUCAAUUGGUGAAUUUUUAUAACGAGCUCAUUUUUAUUAAUUUCAAUUAUAAUUUGCUUUAUUCAUAAAUGUCCUUAACUUGACAUAUGGUUAUUUUUAUAGCUAUAUUUAUACGCAUUCUCACCAAGUGUCUGAAUGUUCGCUUCCUACAGCUGAAUUAUUAAGUUACUUAUUAAYAUAUUAUAUUUUAUAAUUUAAUAUAAUCUACGGUUACGCAACACUACUUCUGUUGCGUCUUAUCUCAAGGUCGUUGCCCGAGCUCUAAUUACCUCAUCACCAGUGUACUGCCACAAUGCCUACUACUUUGCCUUAUAUCAAGAAAAAAACCAACACCAAAACAUCAUUAAUAUCAAAUCAACACACAAAACAAACAAAUCUGAAUAAUAAUUCAAAUACAAAUACCAAGACCAAAAUCCCCAAUAUAACAUCUCCAAAUUCCGGUGAAGGCAAUGCUUGGACUACUCAACAAAAACGAACUCUUUCAAACUCGUCUUACACAAAAUCUGAUUCAUCGUCAAUCGUCAUUCCCAAWGAACGACGACGUAAUUAAAACUAAAAAAAACUAUUUUCUUCAAGAAACCGUUUUGAAGUUUUCAGCUCGAUGGAUCAUUCACCCACCCCCUUGAAUCYUCCAGUUAAGGUCGCUUAGUCUUCUGUUUCUGAGCCAGAUCCAAAUGUAACUACAAAACCCAUUAUCCCCCCCGCCUAUUUUCGAAAAAACGUGGAUGAUUUCCCUGGUCUGUGCACAGAAGUAAUUAAACAGAUUGGUGUUGACAACUUCAACUGAAAAUCUACAACUGACCGAUUAAAAAUUCAAACUGCAAAUCCCGAGUCAUACAGAAGACUUGUCAAAUUCUUAAGAGAAGAAAACGCAGAAUUCCACAUCUACCAAUUACAGAAAGACAAACCAACUCKUGUAGUAAUUCGCAACUUACCUUUAAAUCACGCCUUGUGAUUUAAUAAAAGAAGAACUAAUAACUCGUUUAUUCGAAGACAGACAAGUAACGCCAGUUUUACAUGGGCUCAACAACAAACUGUUACCUCUCUUUUUCGUAGARCCCACGUCUCAUUCAAACGAAAUCUAUCAACACACUUCCUUACUUCACCCUAAAAUAAAAGUGGAAGAACUCCAUAAACAUAAAACAAUUUCUCAAUGUAUAAACUGUCGAGAGUAUGGACACACAAGUGCUUAUUGUUGCUACCUAUCUCGAUGCGUAUGCUGCGAUAGUGAUUAUCAUUCAUCUUCUUGCCCAAAUUCACGUGACGAACCCCCUCGCUGUCAAUAAAAUCAUCCUGCGAGCUACAAAGGAUGCCCAGUCUACAAAAAUCUGCAACUUCGAAAGAAUCCAAAUACAUACUAUAAAAAUUUAACUGUAUAUAUAAAUUCUAAUCUUAUGCCUCAAAAUGUACAAGAUGGUCACCCAACAAACCUCAUCCCUGCUCUGCACCUUCCUGCACAGCAUUUAACUUUGCAGCAGCUGCUUCCGACCAACCCUCCAAACCUGCUCCUCCACACAUACCAGUUUCACCCCCCACCAGUCUCUGACAUAAAUACUCUAAUGACAAGCUUCUUGAGUGAAUUUAAAACUCAUAAAUCAAUUAAUAUCACUACUUACAAAAGUAAUCACCAGUCUAUUAAAUAGGAAAAAUGAGUAACAGUCACAAAAACUUCGCUCUUAAUUUUGCAAUUUAACGCAAAUGGCCUUAAAAAUUACAUAAACGAACUUCAAUCUGUUUUAUAACAACGCUCGUAUUGACAUUGCAUUAAUAACUGAAACUCACUUCACCAAGUUCUCUCAUUUCUAUAUCCUUGAAUUUCAUCUAAUUAAAACAUCYUCACUUUUCAAACCUCUUCCUGAAUACUGUCAUGAUUACAUUUAAUCUUGCUCCAUACUAAUUAAAUAGAAUAAUUUUCCGAUCACUAUCGGAGCACCAUUCC